Molecule: messenger RNA, 7402 nt
Organism: Leptopilina boulardi
Lineage: Eukaryota; Metazoa; Arthropoda; Insecta; Hymenoptera; Figitidae
Exons: 7
Coding region: 323-6844 (2173 amino acids)
Source: RefSeq, a predicted model, not a curated record
UCAAAAUGGCCACAUCAUGAAGAAGCAGAGAUGCGUGAGAACAAUCAUUUGGAAGAAAAAUAAGUGUUUUAUUUAGUUUUUAUUAAUUUCAUUACCUAACAAAAUUUAUGUAAACAAUAUUAAUUAACUUUUUAAUUCGGGUUUUUUUAAAAAAAAAAUAUUGUUUUUUAAGGACAACAAAAAAAAUUGUAAUGCGUAAUAGCUUCCGUCAUCGUUAAAAAAAGCAAGUUAUUUUUUCUUUUAUAUCAUAUACUUAUUUAAUUUAUAAUAUUUAGUAAAUUUAAGGAAAAGUUAGCAAACAAAGAUAAGAGAAAAGAAAAACAUGGCGAGUGAUUUCUCAAGCGAAUGCAAUGAGGCAAUGGCAAUUUUGGACGACGAGAAAGAAGAAGGUGAAUUAUCCCUUGAUGAUGUUAGUUCAUCGGAAGAAGGACACAUAAAUUAUCGAUGUAUGGAGAAAUUCCGUGAUGGUCGCUUACAUUCACAUCAUCAGGCUCCUUGUGAAAUUUCUACCAGAUACAUUGGUUCGAAAUUUCCUCACAAAAAAGAUGCAGAGAAGGGGAAGGAGAACCAUCAUCAUCAUAUAAAAGAUACAGGACAUUCAGGAGAUCGACUUACAAGCUCUACACUGCAGGAAAAGAAUGAUGAUCUUAUUCCAAUUUCAAGUGACAGCGACAUGGAACUCGUCGGACUCCCAAAACGUGUUCAUCGUGCAAAAUCGAAUAAAGUUAAAAAAAAGAAAAAAAAACGAAAACCCCACACGUCUGUCAUUGAAAAAGACGACGAAUCAAUUGCCAAUGAAAUUGAUGACAAUUUAACAAUAAUGAAUCUCAAUUCAUCUACAUCAUCGAAAGAAAAUCGUUUACUCAAAACUCAUCAUCAUCACCAUCAUCAUCAUCGUAGUGAAAAAAGUCCAACAUAUAAAAUGAAAAUUUCUCCCAGAAAUCAUAAAUCUUCUCUAAUUGGAAUUCAAUUAUCAGAAGAAAAAAAUAAAUCACCAAUUCAAAGUAGAUCAACAGAGGCGAAGAAACGAUUAAAAAAAUUAAAAACAUCGGAAAAAGAAACUCAUAAAGAUUUAAUAAAUCCACUUUAUAAAAAAAUACGAAAACGUACAUUACCAUCUGAUAUCGUAUCUUCUCCUUCGACUGAUAUUCACGUGACAAGUUUAUUAAAAAAAGUCCGUCAUUAUGGAAAGGUAGGAACAUUGGAAGAUAGUCAAAUUUCCACUAAGACGAAAGAUCAUGGCUCAUCAUUAAAAAAGAAAUUGAAUAUUUUUCUUAAGCCAACAUCAGAGAAUAAUGAUGAUAUUAUUCAAGUAAUUGAAGACGAUUCUGGUAAAAAGAAAAAUGAGAAUGGCGAAGAAGAAGAUGAUUUAAAUAUUUUGAGACAAAAGGCUUUAGAGACGAAACAAAAUAAGAUAAAUAAAAAUCAAGAAGAAGAAGAAAUUAUAGAAAAUUCUAAUAUUGAAAUGGAAGUUAAAAAUAAUUCAACCGAAGCAGAUGUUACAGAAAAUAUCACUAACGAUGAAGAAAUUAAAGGAAAUAUAAAUAAUGAAGAUGACGAUGGUGAUGAUGAAGAUUUAAAAUUACGCUUAAUAGCUCUUCGUUCCGCGGUUUUUAAAAAACAUCGUGAUAGAGUUGCAAAAUUACAAAAAGAUAAGGAAACAAAUCUUCCUCCAAGAUGUGAAAGUCCAUUUAGCGAAAGUUUUAUAAAUAAUAUAUCCCUAGCUGAAGAUAUUGACGUUGAAUGUCCGUCAUAUUCUUCCGAAACGGCAAAAGAUUCUAACAAUAGUAUCGAAGAUAUGGAAUUAGAUUCCGAUAUCGAAAGUGAUAUUGUUCUCGAAAAAGAUAAUAAUUCUCAAAAAAUUAUUAAUUCCGAAAAAGAUGAUUUCUCACCAUCAAAUAAUAUUAAUUUUGACGAAGCACCCUAUUCGCCCACAGACGCUGUGAACAAUGAAUUAAUUUUAGAAGCCGAACAAUUGGGAAUCGAUACCACCGAUGUUUCCUUUAUUAAUAUAAAUAGUAAAAAUUUUUCUAAAUUUGGUUCCUUUUUACCUAUUAAUAAUAAGGAAAAAUCUCCCCCCAUAAGAAAUACUUACAGUACGAUUUCAAAUUCAUCAUCAAAUUCAGAUAUAGGUUUUAGAUCAUUGCCUAAAAAUAAUCAUGAUCGACAUAAUAAUUUCGAAAGACCAUAUUCACCUUCGGAUGCUCCCGUUUUUGAUCCCGACUUAACUGAUUCUUUAUUAACUCCAAGUAACAACGAGACAUUAAACUAUAAAAAUAAUUUAGGUUCCAAUAAUAUUAAUAAUAAUUUCCCAUUGCAUAAUCAAUCUGCAAAGGAGCCCGAAGUUAUAUUAAUUGAUGAUGAUCUUCCCGAGACAGAUAUUGAUGGAAGUCCUUUAGUGCCAAUGGAAAAGGAUUUCAAUAUACACUAUCACAUUCCAGAACAUCUUUCUUAUCAAAUGCUUCAACCAUCUUAUCAGCCUCUUUAUUUAAAUAAUCCACAUCAUGAUAUCCGUGGAAUUCCUGCUUUUAUUCAUAAUCCUCCAGUACCUCAGUCAGUUUUAAGAGUUAGUCAACAAUUACAACAAGAAUCAAAAAUGUCAAGAGAAGCCAAAGAAAUGCCAAUAGAAAAAUUAUACAAAAAUUUACCAGUUCCACCAAUGAAUGUUGAAUUCAUCAAUGAACAUUUUAAUUACAGUCAAUUACAUCCAACACAAAAGAGGCCAAUUAUUGAUUUACUAGCGAUGGAUCAAUUAAGAACAACAACGCGCGAUAUUGAUAAUCAACAAACAAAAGAAAAUUUAUCCAUUAAUUGUCACGAGGAAGAAUCAACUAUCAAUAUUGGUAAAAACAAAAAGAAAUCGAAACAAAAAAGAAAAAGAUCAAAAAGAAAUUUAAAUGAAUUUGAUGAAACCGAUUCCGAAUCAAAUGAAAAUAUAAAAGAGAUCAAAAAUUCAGAAUCCAUUAAACGAAUGAAAACUUCGACUAAUGAAAUACCAACUAUCAACGAAUUAUCAAAUAUUCGUUAUGACAAUAAAACAGGAGAAUGUGUAGAAAAUAAUAUUCGAAUGGAUGUCGAAUAUGUUGUAAGAGAAUGUACUGAAAAUAUUGUAAGAAGAGAUGCAGAAAAUAUUUUAAAAAAUAAUACAGAUAAUACAAAAAAAGAUACCGACAAUAUUGUAAACAAAGAUACGGAAAAAAUUUUGAGAAAAGAAACAGAAAAUAAAAUGAAAUCACAAAUUACUUCAUGUACAGAAAAAGAUGAAACACAAAAGAAUUUAAAUGUAAAUUUAGAAUCGAGAAGAAACAGCAUUGAUGAAGAUGAAGAUGAAUUAAGAGCAAUUUUACUUGCCUCUAUGGGAAAACGUACAAAAUCUCCGAAAAUUAAUAAAACUCCAACUGUAACUAAAUCUAACGAAAUUGCAACGAAUCGAAAUAUUCAAAUGCCAAUUGUUACUUCAACUCCGAAUAAAAGUACUGAAAUUGAUUUGCUCACUAAUGAAGCUUCUGUAAAAAAUGUACCUACUAAAGAAGUUAAUUCAAAAAUUGUACCUGCUAAAGAAACACUUGCAAAGGAUUUAUCUAAUAAAGAAACAUCUGCAAAAGUUUCACCUACAAAAAUUACGCCUAAAGUUUUAUCUACAAAAAUUUUACCUACCAAGAUUUUGCCUGUAAAAAAUUUAUCUUCUAAAGUUUUUCUUCCAAGAGUUAUAUCUACAAAAAUUUUAUCUACUUCAGUUUUACCUGCUAAAGUUUCGUCAACAAAAAUUUUACCUUCUAAAGUCACGCCACAAAAAGUUUUACCUACUAAAGUUGCAUCUCAAAAAAUUUCACCCAGUAAAAUUGCAACUCAAAAAAUUUCACCUUCUAAACUUCCAAUCGCAAAAGUUGUACUUACAAAAUUAACACCCACAAAGGUUGCGUCAACAAAAGUUCUACCAACAAAAACUUUACCAAAUAAAGUAUUAUCAACAAAAAUAACAAUUAACAAUUCCUUAGCAAUUAAUUCAGUUUUAGGCAAAAGAAAAGCAACUACAGUUCCUUUAUCAUCCAACACGCAAAGGAAAUUAGUGAAAAAACCAAUGAUACCAGCCAUGACAAAAGUUGUCAAUAAUGCAAAACGUUAUCAAAAUUCUUUAUUACAAAGGAAACUUAAUUUACAAAAAGCAAUUAUGACAUUUAAUGCAAAAAAAUUAAUUGCAAAUAAAUCAUUGCGUGUAGUAAAUCUUAAUAAUCAAACAAGCCGUUCAAUAAGUCCAAAUGUAUCGUCCGCGAAUAAAUCCGAACGAUUUAUCAUUAAUUUAAAUUCAGAUACGGAAAGUGAUUCAGAGUCAGAAAGACGAAAUACAAUUGUCGCUGUCACAAAUACAAGCAGUGUAGAGAAACAUCCACCUCUCACAAUACCAACCACUGAAUUUGAGAGAAGUGUCGAUCAAUUUCUCCGCGAUGUUCGAAAGAGGCAGGAGACAGCAGCCGCUACUAAACAAUCAACCAAUUCCAGUUUAGCAAAAACUUUAUCUCCCUCAGAAAAUCCAACAAAUGGAAAAAAUGCCUCUGCUACUAUUACACCUUUGGCUGUUCGUCACUUGCCAGUAUCGCAACAAGCAGAAUAUCAUCGUUUGAAGCAACAGAUUGUCGAACGUGAAAAAUUAAAAUUGCAAAGAACAACAACUUCAAGUACUAAUACUGUUAUUCCACCAGAUCCUCCAGCUGUAACCGAAUCAAUAACAUCAACGCCAAAUAUUGUUUCGUCAACAAAUAUUUCUAAAACACCAAUUACAAAAAGUCCAAUUGAUAAUCCAUCGUUAACGAAUUCUCCAGAUUCCACACUUGCACCUCAAGUCAAACCGAAUAUAACAAUUCAAAUAAGUAAUAUUGGAGCAUCGCCUAAAAAAACCGUUACAAUAAGUUCGCCUGUUUCAAAUUUGGUUGAGGAGAAACCAAAGCAGCAGGAGCAGGAGGAGCCCACCUUUCCCAAAUUGAGAAUAUUAACUUGCGAGCAAAUUAAUUUGAAAUUAUUUCAAAUACAAGUCUCGCAAAAAGAUGAGGGAAGGAAAGUCAUCGUUGGUGAUAUAAAUUCACGAAUAAAUGAUAAACAAACUAGUUUAGAUACACAAAAUUUGGAUGAUUCUGUAAUUAUUCUGUCGGAAAUAACGAGUGAUUCUCGAGAAAACAAUAGUGAGACUAGUGUAAACAAACGUAUUGAGACGGAAACUUCAAAUGUUGCCUUAUCAAAAAAUAGUACAACGCUUGCAUGUGAUAAUAAUAUAACUACCACGAUUAAUAAUACUCAUAUAAAUACAUCUGAAAAAGAGGAGAGCAUUUCCGAGGGCCAAGUUUUGAAACAUGUAAAAGACGCUUCAAAAGAAUCAAAUUCAGAAAAAUCAAUUGCCACAAAGGAACCAAUAAAGAAAUCAACUGUAAAGAAACCAAUAGAAAAGGAAUCAACUGCUAAGAAAAAUCUGAUAGCUACGAAAGAAUCGAUUCCUGAAAACGAGACAACUGUCACGAAAAAACCAAUUACUGAAAAGGAAUCGAUGGUUGGAAAAGAAACAAUUGCCGUAGAAGAAGCAAUUGUCACGAAAGAAUCCACUGUUUCGAAACCAGUUGAAUCUGAAAAUAUAGAAUCUAAUUUGAAAGACAAUACUGAUAAAGGUUCUGAAUCGUCUGGCAAGGAAAAGGGUCAGCAAGUGUGGGAUGUAAUUAAAACUAAUGUUCAAACUGAAGUGGAGACAGUAUCGAAAUUAGGAAACGAAGAAAUGAAGAGGAAACUGGUGGAAACAGAACAGGAAUUAGUGGCUAAAAGGUACGAAGUUCUUGACGAUUUGGCCGAAGUGUCAAAAAGUCUUCGACAAUGGGAAUUGGAAAAAGAUUUGCAGUCAAACUUAACUGACGAAGUGAAAAAGCUGAUAGAACAGCUGAAGCAAACCGAGGAGAAGCUCCAAGAACAAAAGGAUAAAGUUACAAAUAUGGGACUAAAGGUGUCAACUGUCCAUGAAAAAAUGAAUAUCGGCAGAAAGGAAUGUUUUCGACUUUCGAAAAUUUGCACAGGUCUUGGAAAUCGUGUUUACGGUCAAAAGUACAAAGUUCCUGAGUCAGGUGUUCAAUUAGUGAAUAACAGACUGAAAGAAGUGGCUCAACACACUAGUCAGCUUUGUAAAAAGAAAAAUGACAAAAGGCGAAGAAUUUCUGUAGCAAGUAAUAGAUCAAGUGGAAAAGAAUCUGAUACUUCAAGUCAAAUGGCAAAAUUAAAUUCAAAUGUGAAAAAUUCCCAAGGCACAAUACAAACGACAAAUCAAGUUACAAAUUCACAUAAUACAACAUUAUUGCAAUCAUGUUAUGAAAAUAUUUCAAGCCCAAUGGAACGACAAAAUUCUUAUGAAUCAAUUUUUAGUUAUGGAAAAGGAAGCAGCGCAAGUAGCAGUUCAAGAACUCAUAGCUCCAGUGAUGUAGUUAGAGAAAUUGAUAAAGAGGAUGAUAAUGCGAUGCCAGAUUCCAGUAAAAAAAUCAUCAAUUCAUCUAGUUCAUUGAGCGACAAUGUUUCACAAUCGCAGGUGAAACAGACUAUUGAAAAUAAAAAAAGUGAGAACAAUAAAACUGUCGAUUCUUCAUCAAGAAUGGAAAAUAAUGAAUCUUCUACGUGCCAUAUUGGAGAAAAAUCCGUUUCAAAUCAAAUUAAUGAUAACCAAAAGAAAAUGAAAACUUUGAGGCCUUAUGUUUCGAUAUUGGAUCAUAUGAAAACUGCAAGGAAUUCAAGAUUAGAUGGAAUUCUUUGCCCAUAUCAAUUAAUGGGAAGUUGUCAAGACGCUGAUUGUCAAUAUGUACAUCAUUCUCCUAGUCAUUAGCAGUCCUAGAGGCUAAAAAAUCAACAUAUUUCCAAUACGUAAGAUUCUGUACCAGACUCGACUAAAAGUGAGAUUUUAGAAGAAAAAUUAAAAAAAAAAUUAAGAGAAUUGUAUUUUGAAAUGUUACCAACUCUAAAAUGGUAAGUUUAUCUUCUUAAAGAAGAUUUUAAUGACUCGUAUUUAUUGUCUACACAACGCAUCAAAUAAGGUGAAAUUUUGUUUUUAAAUAAGUAGUUAUUUUUUUUAUUUAAUUAUUAAUUAUUAAUAAAUUUUUUUUUAUUUCUCCAUUUACUUAAAGAAAAGACAAUCGUGAAAAAUAGGGCAUAAUAUAUUAGUCAAAUGUAAAUAAUAAAUACAAUUUUUUGAUAUAAAAGAUACUUGUGCAUAUUGUGUAUAUAUAUAUAUAUUAUAAGAAAAGAAAAGCGAUUUUUUGUAAAUCGUUAUAAAUGCGUUUCUCGAAAAUAAAAGUGAUUAAUUAUUUUUUUUUACAUGUUACCAAAAUCAUAUUGUAAGCAAGUUGUAAUUGAGUUUGUGUAAUAAAGAUAAUUAUAUUCUUAA